AUGGAUCUUGCCCAAAAGUUUGACAAGGCCUCUGAUGCCCUCAAAUGCAUUGACAUGCACACGACAGGCGAGCCUACACGAAUCAUAUACUCUGGGUUUCCUCAACUCCAUGGCACCCUCUUAGAACAGCGAGAUCAAGCCAAAACCAAGUACGACAACAUCCGGAAACGAAUCAUGCUCGAGCCGCGAGGCCACUUCGACAUGUACGGUGCGAUAAUGAUCACCGAUACAGAGCUUGUUCAGAGCGGAGAAGCCCAUAUAGGGACCCUCUUUACACACAAUGGGGGCUUCUCUACCAUGUGCGGUCAUGCUACUAUCGCAUUGGGGCGCUUCCUCGUCGAUACUCAUGACCUGAGCGUCUUUCCCAAACGAGAUGAACUAAAAGUUGAUCCAAAGACUCAGACUGUCGAUGUCAACAUUCAUGCCCCUUGUGGCUUGAUUCGUGUCACUGUUCCCACCACCAUAGAUGGUCGAGAGUCCGAUCCCUCGCGCCCAGUGACAUUCGUUUCAACACCUGCGUAUGCUGCAGCAAUCAGGCUGACCAUUCCCAUUCCCCCUGAAAAACAAUGGGCUGAGCUUGAGGGUCGAGAUUCAAUUACUCUAGACAUAGCUUAUGGGGGUGCUUUCUAUGCGUUGAUCGAUGCCAAAGAGCUUGGUUUCAGCGGUCUGAGUAAGAUCGAUUUAUCAUCAAUUGGGAACGUUGUCAAAGGCCUCAAGGCUUACUUGGAAGCCCAACCGGACGUCAUCCAGGCUCUGCAACACCCUGAGGAUCAACGACUGUCUUUCCUUUACUCCAUCAUGGUCGUGGACCAGGGCAUUGGAUCAAGACCACCUGGAGCGGCCGGUGCGGAGACGGGGCUCUGUUUCUUUGCAGAGAACUCAGUGGAUCGAUCUCCAACGGGCUCUUGCGUUACUGCUCGUAUGGCCCUUGCCCAUGCGAAGGGUCUGAGGCCUUCUGAUCAAAUCUGGGCCUACAAUUCUCUGGUAUCGAACCGCUUCGAUACUGGGGCAUUCACCGCAACAAUUGUCGAGGAGGGGAUUUUACUUCGGGGGGAUAAUGGCCCGGACAGACAGGCAGUGCUUGUGCGCGUGGAAGGAAAGGCUUAUUAUACCGGUGCACUUACAUUCAUUGUUGAGAAAGACGAUGUGACCAGCGAAAGUGGAUUCACUAUGGGAGAGUGCUCAGGUUGA
Messenger RNA from Penicillium olsonii, 1191 nucleotides. Lineage: Eukaryota; Fungi; Ascomycota; Eurotiomycetes; Eurotiales; Aspergillaceae. The record is from the annotation of a GenBank genome assembly.